GCAUAUAUCCCAUACUCUUGAAACUGCAUUUUCUUUGAAUUGCAAAGGCAUACAAAAGCAAGGCAUCAAGCAUGGCUUUGUAUGAGAAGAACAGCCUCUGCAAAAUUACACUUCUUUUCUGCAUUUUCUUUGCUUCAAUUCAACUUGCAACACCAAGGCCAUUGGAUGGGGAAUUGUGGGGGAUGAAAGAUGAGCUUGUGUUUCCAUCUCUGCAACGGGGUCCGGUGACACCAUCUGGUCCCAACCCUUGCACUUACAUCCCCGGAGGGGGUUCGGGCAAUUGCCAUCUAAAUGGCGUGAACGUUGCUGGCCAUGUGUUUCAUAUCCCUGCAGCUGCCUUUCCCAUUGUAAAGGGCUCAAAAUCAAAUGAUCUUAAUAACAGCUCUUAAAUUGCUGAGAAACUUCAAACUUCUUUUUUCACUUCAUUCUUAAAUUUUUCCUUUUUCAUCUGUAAAUUCUUCUUUCAUUUUUGUAUGUCACAUCAACCAUUAAGUAAUGUGGGUGUGAACCAAUGUAAUUGAUGCUUAUUGAGGGAUAUAGCACAUAUUUAAAAGACAAACUAGUCUCCAUUAUAUAGCAUUUUAUUUGUUGUUUUUUUGAAUAAAUACAAUUUAGGGGC
Rubroshorea leprosula is the source of this 619-nucleotide messenger RNA. The record is from the annotation of a GenBank genome assembly. NCBI's taxonomy places the organism in Eukaryota, Viridiplantae, Streptophyta, Magnoliopsida, Malvales, Dipterocarpaceae.